GACACAUCAAUCCACCUUGAGGCGAAUACCCAAAUCCACAACAGAGUACUUGGAGCUCCCACUGCAGUCGCGCCAAGCUACUCGAGCUGUCCAUCUUAGCCCAGCAGUAUCAUGAUGUCAUAACAUCAUCAUUCUAAAUGAUGCAAACACAGCAUUCCCAAACUCCGAGAGCUUCCAGAAAGCUCAAAAGCUAUUACAUCCCACAGACAUUCAGCCGUCACCUGCCAUUGAUCUCCAUCUUAUUGGCCGAAACUCAUUCUCAGUCUCAGUCCCUACCAGUCAAUAUCACCGUCGACUUACACAAACCAGAAUCAUGGUCACUCCCAUGCGCUUAGGUCGUGCGCUCCGCGCCACCUGUACCCCGAGGCUCAUCCGCCCUCAUCCGACCUACCGCAGCUUCACAAUCGGCCCCCGCCUGUCUGGUCAGGAAGGCUACGGCGACUCUACGGGCAACCCCAUUGCCGAGAAUCCCCAAAAGCAGCCCGAGUCCAACAAGGCUCAGGAGUCGUCAGAGCACCCCGGGCCCGCACCGCCGGAUGUUGGUCAAGGCAAAAAGGGUAGCAGUGGUGGCAGCAAGACUCCCGAGGACGCGAGCGCCGCGUCGGGCGGAAGUCGUUCCAAGGAGGCUGCCGAGACCGGUUCAAGCCCGACGGGCGGCUCAAUCCGCGACGGUGGUGCAAACAAAGGUGAUGGCAGCCCCGUGGCGACGGAGAGAGGCGGGGAGGGACUGAAGGGGCCCCAGGGUGACGGCACUCCGCAGCCCUCCGUCCGGAACCAGUCGAUUCCAGGUGCGAAGCCCGGACUGACGGAAGAGCAGAAGCGUGAGGUCGAGAACCACAACGUCGACUUUGACAAGCGCCAUGACCGCGGCGGCCAGGCUCCUGACGACCUGGUGGAUAAGAAGUUCUGGCAAGGAGAGUAAGUCGUGCUGCGUUCCUUGUGCGGUGGUCCGUCCUGGGCAGAUGUGCUGUUCAAGUCCCCAUUAUCAGACUAACUUAAUGGCGUUCUGCAGCGCUGGCCCGAAACGUGACGGCACCGAAACCGACUGGAAUGCUUAAGGCGAUGGCGACGGCGAAGGGCAUGCACUACUCGUUGUAAUAGUAAGAUCUCAAUCGAACAAAUUGUGACCGAA
Messenger RNA from Microdochium trichocladiopsis, 1132 nucleotides. RefSeq lists its product as uncharacterized. Bases 314 to 922 code for a protein of 202 amino acids. NCBI's taxonomy places the organism in Eukaryota, Fungi, Ascomycota, Sordariomycetes, Xylariales, Microdochiaceae. The transcript has a single exon. The record is from RefSeq and is a predicted model, not a curated record.